UGUGUAAUCGGAGCGGGCCGACGCCGGGGCAACCUCAGCUGCCGCCUGGCAAGGAAGGCGCUGCGCUUUUCCUACCCCGCAGCAAGAAGGGCUGCUGUCGAAGCCGCCCUCCCCUUCACCCCUUUUCUUUCCUUCCGUCCUUCCUCUCUUGCUUGCUUGCUGUUCGGGAAACCCGGGAUCCUCUUAAUUUCUCUUUACCUUCUGUCUUUUUUUGGCUACGCGAGGACGAGCCCGGCGGGGGCUGCAGGAGAGGCGCAUUUCUCAAGAUUCUAGUCCGCAGCAAUCCGUGCAUUCCGCCGGGGCCGUCUGAAAGGCGCCCGCUUUUGCAGCGAUUUCCCCCCCCCGCCGGGUUUCCCUUCGCUUGCGGGGUGGGGGGGGGGCGAGAGAAGAGAAGAGAAGCAGGCUUGCGAGGCGUGCCGCUCGCUGUUCUCUCGCUUCUGGGAAAUCACCAUGGACAGAAAACAAGAUCCCAAGAGACCUGUGAAAAAAUGGAAAAAGCCGAGGCCUCCGAACUUGACGAUCCCGCCGGCCAACAAACAGCCUUCAGUUCCCCCAACGCCUCCGAGGAACUUGGAUUCCAGGACUUUUAUUACCAUUGGUGAAAGGAACUUUGAAGUAGAGGCUGAUGACUUGGUGAGCAUCCAGGAGCUUGGACGUGGCGCUUACGGCGUGGUGGAGAAGGUCUGGCACGAACAGAGUGGUACCACCAUGGCUGUGAAGAGGAUCCGGGCCACUGUGAACACACAGGAACAGAAGAGACUGUUGAUGGAUUUGGACAUCUCUAUGAGGACGGUCGACUGCUUCUACACUGUCACUUUCUACGGUGCCCUUUUUCGAGAGGGAGACGUGUGGAUAUGCAUGGAGCUGAUGGACACGUCUCUGGAUAAGUUCUACAAAAAGGUCCUGGAGAAGAAGAAAACGAUCCCGGAAGACAUACUGGGGAAAAUUGCUGUAUCUAUCAUCCGAGCCCUGGAGCAUCUACACAGCAAACUGGCAGUGAUUCACAGAGACGUGAAGCCGUCCAAUGUCCUGAUCAAUAAGGAAGGGCACGUGAAGAUGUGUGACUUCGGCAUCAGCGGCUACUUGGUGGAUUCCGUCGCAAAGACGUUGGAUGCUGGCUGUAAACCUUAUAUGGCUCCAGAGAGGAUAAACCCAGGGCCAGAUGUGAUCCAAAAGGGAUAUAACGUGAAAUCAGAUGUCUGGAGCUUUGGGAUUACCUUGAUCGAGCUGGCCAUCCUCCGCUUCCCUUAUGACUCCUGGAGGACCCCUUUCCAGCAGCUGAAACAAGUGGUGGAGGAGCCUUCUCCCCAGCUGCCCUCCGAUCGCUUCUCACAGGACUUUGUAGACUUCACAGCACAGUGUUUGAAGAAGAAUCCUGCGGAACGAAUGAGCUACCUGGAGCUGAUGGCCCACCCUUUCUUCACCUUGCACGACACCAAAGUGACCAACAUGGCUGACUUUGUGGUAGAAAUCCUCGGGGAAGACUCCUAAAUUUGCCACAGACCUCGCUGUCGGACAAAGGAAACGGCACGGCGGCGUUCCCGGCUGUCCCCAUGGAGAGAGAGAAGGACAUAACAGACUUUAGCAUUAAAUGAUUGUUUGCACAAAACAGAAUGAAUGUCUUCGAUGCAUCCUCCCACCCCUCCGGCUUUUAGGCAUUUUUUUGACUCCUGAGAUAGAAGUCAAGCUACAGAGUAAAGCUCGCGCACCAUCAGUUCAGGAGGAGGGUGUACCUGGGACAGGCGCUUCAAUUCUUUUCGACGCUCGAGCCUGUCACCCAUUUGGUUGUGCUGAUGAAGUGACGUGAGGUGCUCUAUUUUUCAGGGGCAGAUUCCUCAAAGUGUGGUUAUGGAAAUGGGUGCUUUGAAAAUGCAGUUGCGUGGGCAGUAACCCCGUCGAAAACGGCAGGCAAAUGCCCGCGGGAAGGGGGUGGGGAUGGCUUUCCUGCCCCCCUUCUCCAAAUAAUGCUCUUCCCUGCCCAUUGAAAACUAGCACUGGAUGGAUGUGUAGCUUCACCCCUCCUCCUUUUGAUGUGGUAGUUCGUUUUUAUCCUGAGGCACAUUGAUGUGGCUUUUUUUAAUCUGAGAAGUUUGCUGCCACAUAACCUGUGACUUAGCUUCCAUGCCUGCCCCUUUCCCCGCAAACCUCCCAUCAUGAGCUCACCAGCAGCACGUGUUUUGUCUGGUUCGUAAACCUCGUCUAACCAGAUGUUGCUGUAACGGCUACCUUUGAAAUUGCUUUAGUGGGGGUGGUGGUGUUCGGACAAAUGGCUGAAUCCAUUCCUAGUUCUGGGUAGUAAUUGCCAAAGGGCGAUUCCCCUUCUCCCGUGUCCCGUGUACUGUGUCUAUCCACAGUCAUGUGGUGAAACCACAACUUUUGGUGCCUUCUAAUAUUUCUAAAUGAGUUUGGGAGCCAAGGAGUGAUUGAUCUUAAAGACAUAUCAUGUGCCUUGCUGUCCCUUGGUCUGUGUUCUGUGAUGGCCAUCUGCAGCCAGUUCUGCCAUCUUUGUGUCCCUUUGGGGCGGCACAGCAAAGAGGGUGCUGACGUGCAUCGGGGGCUUGAUCCCAGCCCCUUGGCAUGGUGAGAGAUGACCGGCAUCUCUCAUGGUCCUGCACCACUGCUGGCCCCUGGAUGCUCGCUCGAUAGCAUGGCCCAGAGGCCUCUGGGGCCCUGACCUUUCUACUCUGAGGUAAAAUUCCUGUCAACGUGGAUAUUUUCCUCAGUUAUGGUGACCAGAUAGUCACUCUCAAUGAAUUUUCUUUUUUUCUUUUUUUGAAAACACAGAUGCCUCUCAAUGAAUUUUGUUUUUUUUAAAAAACAAACACAAAGAUGCCUCUCAAUGAAUUUUGUCCUUUUUUUGUUGAAAACAGAUGCCUUUCAAUGAAUUUUGUUCUUAAAAAAACACAGAUGCCUCUCAAUGAAUUUUGUUCUUUAAAAAAAAAAAAAAACAGAUGCCUCUCAAUGAAUUUUGUUCUUUUUUUUAAAAAAACAGAGAUGCCUCUGGGUCCCCAGCACUUCAUCUUCUGAGGUAAAAUUCCUGUCAAUGUGGAGAUUUUCCUCAGUCAUGGUGACUGUGGAUAAUCACUCUCAAUGAAUUUUGUUCUUCUUUUUUUGAAAGCACAGAUGCCUCUGGGUCCCCAGCCCCUUCUUACUCUGAGGUAAAAGUCCUGUCAGUGGGUGAUUUUUUCCUCCUCAAGCCAUCCCACAUAUUGGAGGCGUGUGAAAUGAAGGCCUGACUCUUGAAAUGAAGAGCAGCCUAAGGAGGCUGGAGUUUUGAGCCAGGGAGGAGGUGGAUCUCAGUAUGGUCCUCUCUCUCAUCCAGAGUCAUAGAUUUCCACAUGCAUGUAGGCCUUCGUAAACACGCAGGGUGAGAACAGCUGAUGGUGGAAGGAUUAAGCCCUUCCUGCCUCAUGCUCCUGUUCCGUCAAAAGCGCAGCAUCUUGGGGUCUGCUUUUCACUGAAUAGCACGAGCAUUGGGGCCUCAAUUGUACACAUUGGCUAGCAAAUCCACGUGUAGUGGCUUGCAGAAAGUGUACCUGCCCGCCCAUUAAUGAAUUCCACAAGUUAAAUUUUGCCGGUGAAACGUGAUGUUGAUUUAAAUAAGAGACGCUUCAGACGGGCUCGGCCUGCUUCAGUUAUGUUGUGUGGCCCUCCCAGACCAGCCUCCUGGGUGCACUUGGCCAAUGAUUGUAGUGAAACGUCCCGUGACCCUUCUCUGCUCCUGUAUAGGGUGCCUUUUAUGAUUUUUUUAAAAAAAGACUGUUGAGAAUUCCCUUCCUUUCCCCCCUUCCCCCUUUUACAGAACUGCUUCAAAAUCCCCCCUCCUCAUAAUCCCCCCCUCCUCAAAAGGGGAGACAUGAAUUCUAACUUGAGGUAGUCAGAUGUCCUAUAGAUAGUAUCCCCUUUUCUUUUUUUCCUAAAAAUGAAAAGGCGCUUUUUAAAAAAACAAAACAAAAACUCCCUAAUAUAUUUGUGUGUGUAUAUAUAUAUAUAAAUUAUAUUUAAGAAACAACUUGAUGAUGAAUAUUGAGGAGAGUUUGGCGGGGGGGGGGAGCCAGAAACUUAGAAGAAGCAGUUGGGAGAACUGUUUAAUAAAAAUAUUUUUAAGCUCUAAGAGGUGGUGUCCUUUGAGAAGCAGCGAAGAAUCUGUAUGGAGACCACGCGUGGAUUAAAAAGCUGCCGAUUUUUAACUAGUCCUUUGUAAAGAAAUAUGUUCUUUAGAUACUUACUACCGCUGCCCUGAUCCUUGAAGGCGGCCUCCUGGGGAAUCAAUUGUUUGUUUUUAUUCCCCCCCCCUCCUGUUACUAAUGUUCCCAGCCUUGAAGGACUCUCCUGGUUCUACAUUUCUAGACCACAUGCUUUCUCUCGGUAUUGAACUCUCCAAUAUUUCUAACCUGUGGAAUCUUUCUGGAUUUCUCCUUGUCUCACACUCCGGCUGACCACACAGCUUCCUCCUGAGUUCCAUUGCAAGCCAUGGCCUUUGAAUCGUAGCCGUUUCUGGGUACCUGUAUAAUAACUUUUUAUCGUUGAUGGUUUCAGGGUUUGUGGUCCCACCUUGCCGGGUGGACUGAUCCCUGCUGUGCCCUUUCCUUUAAUGCUGUGGACAAUGACGAUUCUCCCCGCCCCUCCAGAAUUUGCAUGGAUUUGGUAAAAGUCUAUUUCUAGGACUGUUUUUAUUAUUUUGCUUGGUUUUUUUUGGAAGCCAGCACAUGAAGUGAAUGUAUAAUGUGGAAAAGGUCUUGAACUGGGUCCAUGUGCGGCAGAAAUGGCCUUUUGAGUUACUCUCUGGUUGGCAAAACAAGACUUACUCCCUGCCUUGUGUUUUAUGUCUACAAUUAUUUUAUUAUUAUGGCCCUGUAUGGUAUUUUUUUUCUUAAUUUCCCUUCCCUGUAUGGAGCUCCAGUGGAAAUAAAAAAGAUGCUAUAUAUCUGAAGAAAGGCCUAAUCGCUUUUCGGAGGACUGUUUGUUAAACAGCUAAAUUUGGUCGCUAUUUUUUUUUUCCCAAUAAAAGGA
Messenger RNA from Gekko japonicus, 5013 nucleotides. Its product is annotated as dual specificity mitogen-activated protein kinase kinase 3-like. Bases 451 to 1491 code for a protein of 346 amino acids. Gene Ontology annotation, molecular function: ATP binding; MAP kinase kinase activity. Lineage: Eukaryota; Metazoa; Chordata; Lepidosauria; Squamata; Gekkonidae. The record is from RefSeq and is a predicted model, not a curated record. The transcript is spliced from 13 exons. Gene Ontology annotation, biological process: protein phosphorylation; MAPK cascade.